This is a messenger RNA of Scatophagus argus, 2560 nucleotides long. RefSeq lists its product as uncharacterized. The coding region runs from base 231 to 1541 and encodes 436 amino acids. Gene Ontology annotation, molecular function: metal ion binding; mRNA binding. The transcript is spliced from 2 exons. NCBI's taxonomy places the organism in Eukaryota, Metazoa, Chordata, Actinopteri, Scatophagidae. The record is from RefSeq and is a predicted model, not a curated record.
UGUGGACGGCUGGGUCUGGUGAAAACAACUUGCGGCUGACUGAAGUCACAGAGGCGUGGGAGUGGCUAACAGCAGUUUCAGGUUUUAAAUCCACACGUGGUCUGGGGUCGGUCUUGUUUAGCAGCACAUACACAACUAGAAACUUCUGACCAACUCAUGCCAGCUAGUUGCCCACGUCUCUCACCGCGGGGGCAGACGUGAUCAGACGAAGCUAUUAAUAACUGGACAAAAUGCCAUCCUACCCCCUCAGCCAGUUUUCGGACCUGGAAGAGAUGAUGUGCAAGCAGUUACUGAAUCUCGAUUUGAGGGAGCAGAGCAGGCCGCUACCGUCCCUCAGUCUGGCAAUGAGAACACCAGGUUACAUUGGUCAACCUCGUAGCAGCUCAUCAUUUUCCCUCUCAUCUCUCUCCUGCCUCCCUACUGAGCCUUCAGACAGUGUUUUUCUGGCCUCCAGCCAAUGGGGGCAGCAGUCAGAAAGCCCUCUGCCCUCCCAGUUUGCUAAUUCCACCCAAUGGGGAAAGUCGGGUUUCCUUGCCCAACGCUCCAUCAGCAUGGUAGAGACCAACAGUUCCACAGCAGCAAGCCUAGCCUGGCCUGGAACUGACAUAAAGCACUCCCAAAGUAGCAUCAGCCCCACUGCACUGAACACAAGCUCCUCCUCGUCCAACUCAUCUGUUUCCUCUUCCUCGUCACGCUAUAAGACUGAACUAUGUCGAUCUUUCACUGAAAGUGGCUUGUGCAAGUAUGGCGGGAAGUGUCAGUUUGCCCACGGACCAGAAGAGCUGCGGGAUCUGAGCAGACAUCCAAAAUACAAAACUGAACCAUGUCGUACAUUUCACACCAUUGGCUUCUGUCCAUAUGGGAUGCGCUGCCACUUUGUCCACAACAGCGAGGAAGAAAAGAAACACCCAUUCUCGCGUUCUUCCUCAUCCUCUUCCUCCUCUUCAAGCAUUACUCACCAGGCACCUUCCUCCUCCCGCUUGCAUAGGCCACCUCUCGUCAGACAGAGCUUCAGCUUUGCUGGGUUUCCCUCAGCUCCCCAGCAACCCCUUCAGCCUGCCCUUACCGCUCAUCCUCCUCCUCCCACCACUGCUUCUCUCACGCGUACUCCAUCAGCCUCUCCUCCCACCUGUGCCGACAUUACCGACCUCCUUUCUCAUGCCUUCCUGGAGAUGGACUCUGCGUUCGAGGCCUCUCCUGCCCACCAGUACCAGCCUCCCAUGGGCCAGGCCUCCGCAGCCGAUCCCAGGUCUCCAUUCCUGCCUUCCCCAGACUCUGGCUGUUCUCCAUGUGGGCUGUCUCCAACUGCCUCCCCUUCCCUGAGACAGAGCCCCGGUGCCACUGGGGUCUUUUCGGGACCACUGGGUGUCCGAUCCCUGUCUUACACCUCUCUCUCAGACCAGGACCAGGAUGGAAGCAGCUCUGCUAGCUCGCUGAGUGGCUCUGAAUCCUGUGGUGGCAUCAGCGAAGCCAGUGGCAGGCGUCUGGCGGUGUUCAGUCAGCUGUCUGUUCCUGAGGAUGGUCCUGGAUUCUGUCUCUAGACUGCAUUGUGCUGGAACACAAAUGUACACAUUCAGACAUAGACAUGCAGACCCUGAAUAUUCUGUCGACAUAAUGUAUGCAGUACACACAUCCACCUUCAAGCACAUAUAAUGCUCACACACCCCCUAUAAAUGCACGCUGACCACACACAGCCACUGGACUGAGACGUCAGACAUUCCUUGCACCUGUGUGGCAUCAGAGGAAACAAUGACUGACUUAAUGACUGACUCAGAGCGCUCAGAGAGAUUAGCCUGCUAGAUUUAAAUGGUCAAAAUGUCACUGGCAAAUGUGUAAGGGAAACCAAGGCGAUGCUGAAGUUAAAAUGUGUGUUAACACCAAAACAGAGUACAUAUCAAGAUAGAAGUUUCAUCGUGCUAGAAGUGGUCAGUGCUUUAUCAUAGUAGUAUGCUGAGAUGGCAAAUUGCGACAAAGAUAUUGUAAUCACAGUGUGAUUGGCCCGUCAGUGCUGCCUGUUGUUGAGUCCAACCACACCAUUUAUAUUACAUUUUACCAUAAUUUUCUUAGUGAUCUAAAGAAUGUGACAAAGCCAAAGAUGUCUGUUUGUACUUCAAAUGUUUAAUGGUGGUACAAACACACAAUGUGACCUGUGUUUAUGAUUUCAUUAACUGUACACAGUAUUGUGUUUAUAAGCUGGUGAAAUUAUUUUUUUCCUCAUAACUGUACAGUCCAAAGUCAUGUUUAGAUUGCUGACUUUGAAUCUGAAUGUUAAGCUUUUAAACAACUGAAGUGCCUGUAGUGUUAUUUAACAGGUCAUGUUACAGUGUUGAAACAAGAUUUGCUGGUUUGUCAGAUGAGAUGAGAUGAGGGGUGUGAGUCUUUUAUUUAUUAUUUUUUUUCCCAAAUCAAGUAAGCUAUUGUCUCUUGUUCAUUAUUGACAAACUGCCACCGCUAAAAUGUCAAAUGACCAAAUUCAGCCUUAAACUCUCACUUUGAACCUAACAAAAAAAAAAAACGCCAAGUCUGUUCGAUCAUACUUUUUGAGAUAACUGCAAAACAG